Molecule: messenger RNA, 8608 nt
Organism: Phycodurus eques (leafy seadragon)
Lineage: Eukaryota; Metazoa; Chordata; Actinopteri; Syngnathiformes; Syngnathidae
Gene: plxna3
Product: plexin A3
Exons: 38
Coding region: 490-6189 (1899 amino acids)
Biological process (GO): semaphorin-plexin signaling pathway involved in axon guidance; negative regulation of cell adhesion; regulation of GTPase activity
Cellular component (GO): semaphorin receptor complex
Molecular function (GO): semaphorin receptor activity; protein binding
Source: RefSeq, a predicted model, not a curated record
UUCAGCAUUGUGUGCUAUUGUGCCAUGCUGUUGUUUCCAUCCUUGUAUAGUUGUUGUCGUACGAUUUAGCGAUUUUACGAUGGUUUAUUGUGUGACAUUUGGUUGUACAAAUGGUUCAGGCAGUGGCAAGAGUUUAUUUAGCUUUCCAAGUGAAAAAGGAAAACGUGACCAGUGGAUAGGGAAACUCAAUCGACAGGGGAAGAAACGUGGUCAGCUAUGGGUGCCUAGUAAGCAUUCCAGAGCAGCGUGUUUUGAGAAAGACUUAGGAGAAAGCAUUGGAUACACAGGUGUAGUUAGGCAGAGGCUGAAACCAGCUGCAGUGCCAACUAUUUGACGUUUGCUGUCAUCAACCGUCAGAAAGAGAACUAAAUCACGCAGCCGCCAUGGUGCAGCAGCGAAGCGGCGCAGACAAGAGUCAUGACCUGCUGACACUGUUCAUCCACCUGUGGACAACUCCUCCUUCCUUUCCCGUCUCGUCCGUCUCCCGCCAUGUUUCCCUCUCCCAUCCCCGUCCUCUCGCUCCUCCUGCUCUCCUGGCCCCUCCUCCUCCUCUGUGCUCCGGCAGAACGGCCUACCCCCCUGGUGGCAGCAGGUGACCGAGCGGCGUACCGGGUGUUUGACACCUCCCUCACCCACCUGACCGUCCACAAGAGGACAGGCGAGGUUUUCGUCGGAGCCGUCAACCGAGUUCUCAAGCUGUCUGCCAAUCUGACCGAGAUGAGGAGUCACAUGACUGGACCGGUGGAGGACAACGCCAAGUGUUACCCCCCACCCAGUGUCAGGGCCUGCGCUCACCGCCUGGACUCGUUGGACAAUGUGAACAAGCUCCUGUUGGUGGACUACACUGGCAACAGGCUGGUGGCGUGCGGCUCCAUCUGGCAGGGCGUCUGCCAGUUUCUCCGACUGGAGGACCUCUUCAAACUGGGGGAGCCUCACCACCGCAAAGAGCACUACUUGUCUGGUGCCAGAGAGGCUGAUGGGAUGGCAGGUGUGGUUGUCGGCGAGGAUGACUGGACCAAUGACCCGAAGAGAAAGAAAACGACGAAGGGUGGCAGCCGGCUCUUCAUCGGCGCCGCCAUCGAUGGAAAGUCUGAGUACUUCCCCACGCUGUCCAGCAGGAAGCUGGUGGCUGACGAGGAGAGCGUCAACAUGUUCUCGCUGGUCUACCAGGACGAGUUUGUGUCGUCGCAGAUCAAGAUCCCGUCGGACACGCUGUCCCUCUACCCUGCCUUUGACAUCUACUAUGUCUACGGCUUCUCCAGCUGCACUUAUGUCUACUUCCUGACGCUGCAGCUGGAUACACAGCUGACGCAGAUGGAUGCCGGCGGAGAGAAGUUCUUCAGCUCCAAGAUUGUCAGAAUGUGCUCCAACGACACGGAGUUCUACUCGUACGUGGAAUUCCCUCUAGGAUGCACUAAGGACGGCGUGGAGUACCGACUGGUCCAGUCUGCCUACAAACAAAAACCGGGACGACACUUGGCUCAGGCGCUCGGCCUGUCGGAAGACGACGAUGUCCUGUUUGUCAUUUUCUCCCAGGGUCAGAAAAACCGCUCAAACCCCCCCAGAGAGACGCUCCUGUGUCUGUUCACGCUGCACGACAUCAACCUGGCCAUGAGAGAGAGGAUACGCUCCUGCUACCGCGGGGAGGGCCGCCUCUCGUUGCCAUGGUUACUUAACAAGGAGCUGCCCUGCAUCCAUACACCGAAGCAGAUUGGAGACGACUUCUGUGGUCUGGUGCUGAAUCAGCCGCUGGGGGGUCUGCGGGUCAUUGAGGGGAGUCCAUUGUUCGAAGACCGCACAGAGGGCAUGGGUGCUGUGGCAGCGUACACGUAUGGCGAGCACACUGUGGUUUUUGUGGGGACACGCAGCGGCCAGUUGAAGAAGAUCCGCGUGGAUGGAGUCCCGCCGCCGUCCCACAAUGCUUUGCUGUACGAGAGUGUGACAGUGGUGGAAGGAAAGCCCAUCCUGAGAGACAUGAUGUUCAGUCCGGACCACCUGUACAUCUACCUGCUUAGUGACAGACAGGUGAGCAGACUUCCUGUGGAGACAUGCGAGCAGUAUCAGUCUUGUUCAGACUGUUUGUCUUCAGGAGACCCUCACUGUGGAUGGUGUGUCCUUUACAACAAAUGUUCCAGACAGGAAGCAUGUGAGAAGUGGCAGGAGCCUCAGCACUUCAACGCCAAGCUAGACCAGUGUGUAGACAUCACCGUUACCCCCAGCAACAUGUCUGUCACCGCCCCAGCAACGCAGCUCAGCGUACAAGUGAACCACGUGCCCACGCUGUCGGGUGGCGUGUCCUGCGUCUUCCAGGACAUCAGCGAAACCUCGGCGGAGGUGGGGCCUGACGGUCAGGUGACAUGCAUGUCGCCCACGCUCAGAGACCUGCCGCCGCACUCCUACGGAGAGAAACGUGACAUCCAACUCAGUCUUCGAUCUGGCGAGACUAAACGCACGUUCAUCAGCACCAAGUUCACCUUCUACAACUGCUCUGUGCUCAACUCGUGCACUUCCUGUGUGGGCAGCAUGUUUCCGUGCCACUGGUGCAAAUAUCGCCACAUGUGCACCAACAACCUGGAGGACUGUUCCUUCCUGGAGGGGCGCGUCAGCACGGCCCAGGGCUGUCCUCAGAUCUUGCCCACGUCCGACAUCCUGGUGCCGGCCGGUCUGGUUCGACCGAUCACGUUGCGAGCGCGCAACCUACCACAGCCACAAUCGGGUCAGAAGAACUACGAGUGUGUGUUUCACAUCCAAGGGAAAGUCCAGCGCAUACCGGCUGUGCGCUUCAACUCGUCCUGCAUACAGUGUCAGAACACCUCGUACUGGUACGAGGGAACGGAGGCAGCUGACCUUCCAGUGGACUUCAACAUCGUCUGGGAUGGAGACUUCUUUAUUGACAAGCCAGUGUCCAUGAAAGCGUUGCUAUACAAGUGCGAGGCUCAGCGCUCCAGCUGUGGUCAGUGCCUGAAAGCAUCUACAGCCUUCCAGUGCGGCUGGUGCGCCGAAAGCAGGAAGUGCGUGCUGCGUCAACACUGCGCGGCGCCCGAGCACAGCUGGAUGCACCACGGACGCCACAACGUGCGUUGCAGCCAUCCGUGCAUCAAAAAGAUCGCCCCUUUGACGGGACCUCGAGAAGGGGGGACUCGCGUAACCAUUGAAGGGGAGAACCUGGGCCUGCAGGUGAAGGAGAUUACGCACGUGCAGGUGGCUGGCGUUCGCUGUAACCCUGUCCCCUCGCUGUACGUCAGCGCAGAGAGGGUAGUGUGCGACAUGGCCGAGGCGCUUCUGCCUCACUCUCCCGGUGGUGCAGUGGAGUUGUGUAUUGGCGUGUGCAGCGCUGAGUACCGCACCAUGUCCACGCAAGCGUACGCGUUCGUGAGUCCCAGUUUGAGCAACAUUCGUCCAGAUAGAGGUCCAGUUUCCGGGGGAACCAGACUGACAGUGGCCGGUCGGAACUUGGACGCUGGCAGCAGCUUGUCUGUCAUCAUCGACAAAGACGAAUGUCUGUUUGUCAAACGCAACAAUCGGGAAGUAGUCUGCAUCACUCCCGCUUCGCCGUCUGGUGUUGGCCCCGCCGCCAUCCGCCUGAUAAUCGACAAGGCGGAAGUGACCAGCUCAGAGAUCAAAUACACGUACACGGAGGACCCAACUGUCACCGCCAUCGAACCCAACUGGUCCAUCCUCAAUGGCAGCACAGUGAUCACAGUGACAGGAACCAACCUGCUCACCAUCCAGGAACCCAAAGUCAGAGCCAAAUAUGGGGGUGUGGAGACCAACAAUUUCUGCACGGCGGUCAAUGACAGCGUUAUGACGUGUUUGGCUCCUGGCCUGGUCUACGGCAAACCCAACCCACCAGAAGGGGUGCUGCAUGCCGACGAGUUUGGCUUCAUCUUGGAUCAGGUGUCAUCUCUACUGGUGCUUAACUCCACCCCCUUCACACACUACCCCAACCCAACCUUCGACCCUCUGGGUAACUCUGGAAUCUUGGAGGUAAAGCCAGGGUCCCCUAUCAUCCUCAAGGGUAAGAACCUGGUCCCAUCCGCCCCCGGCAACAACCGUCUCAACUACACGGUUCUGAUUGGUGAAUCUCCCUGCUUGUUGACGGUGUCAGAACAUCAGCUGCUUUGUGAUUCGCCAGAGCUGACCGGAGAGCAACGUGUUUUGAUCCUGGUCGGAGGUCUGGAGUUCUCUCCGGGAACUCUCCACAUUUAUUCGGACAGUGCCCUCACGCUGCCUGCCAUCAUCGGCAUUGGCGCGGGUGGCGGCGUGCUGCUGGUCGCCAUCAUCGCCGUGCUGAUCGCCUACAAGCGGAAGACGCGGGACGCUGACCGCACGCUGAAGCGUCUCCAGCUGCAGAUGGACAACCUGGAGAGCAGGGUGGCGCUGGAGUGCAAAGAGGCCUUUGCCGAGUUGCAGACCGACAUUCAGGAACUGACCAACGACAUGGACGGAGUGAAGAUUCCCUUCUUGGAAUAUUGCACUUACACCAUGAGGGUCAUGUUCCCAGGAAUAGAAGAACAUCCAGUACUCAAGGAGCUGGAUUCUCCGGCCAACGUGGAGAAAGCCCUCCGACUCUUCAGUCAGCUUCUCAACAACAAAAUGUUCCUGUUGACCUUCAUCCACACACUAGAGACUCAAAGGUCGUUUUCCAUGCGGGACCGUGGAAACGUGGCUUCGUUGCUGAUGGCUGCGCUGCAGGGUCGCAUGGAAUACGCCACGGUGGUACUCAAGCAACUGCUGGUCGACCUGAUCGAGAAGAACCUGGAGAAUCGGAACCACCCCAAACUCUUGCUGAGGAGGACAGAGUCUGUGGCUGAAAAGAUGCUAACCAACUGGUUUACCUUCCUCCUGUAUCGCUUCCUCAAGGAGUGUGCUGGCGAGCCUCUGUUCAUGCUCUACUGCGCCAUCAAGCAACAGAUGGAGAAAGGCCCCAUUGAUGCCAUCACGGGUGAAGCACGUUACUCCCUGAGUGAAGACAAACUCAUUAGGCAGCAGAUCGACUACAAGCAGCUGACAUUGAUGUGCAUACCUCCGGAGGGAGAGGCGGGCACGGAGGUGCCGGUCAAGGUGUUGAACUGUGACACGGUGACACAGGUCAAAGACAAGCUGCUGGACGCAGUCUUCAAGGGGAUCCCCUUCUCGCAGCGACCGCAGGCCGACGACAUGGACCUUGAGUGGCGCCAAGGUCGGCUGACCAGGAUAAUCCUACAGGAUGAAGACGUUACCACAAAGAUUGAGAGCGACUGGAAGCGACUCAACACGCUGGCUCACUAUCAAGUAACAGACGGCUCCUUGGUGGCACUGGUCCAGAAGCAGGUUUCUGCCUACAACAUUGCCAACAGCUUCACUUUCACCAGAUCACUCAGCAGAUAUGAAUCAUUACUGCGUACGUCCAGUAGUCCUGACAGUCUGAGGUCCAGAGCGCCCAUGAUCACGCCAGAUCAGGAAACAGGAACAAAACUGUGGCACCUGGUCAAGAACCACGAGCACAGUGACCAGCGUGAAGGAGACCGCGGCAGCAAAAUGGUGUCCGAAAUAUACCUGACACGCCUGCUGGCCACAAAGGGGACACUACAGAAGUUUGUGGAUGACCUUUUCGAGACGGUCUUCAGCACCGCCCAUCGAGGGUCUGCUCUGCCGCUGGCCAUCAAAUACAUGUUUGACUUUCUGGAUGAGCAGGCCGACAAGAGACAGAUCAGUGACCCAGACGUGCGACACACCUGGAAGAGCAACUGUCUUCCUCUCAGGUUCUGGGUCAACGUCAUCAAGAAUCCCCAGUUUGUUUUCGACAUCCACAAAAGUAGCAUCACUGACGCGUGCCUGUCGGUCGUGGCUCAGACCUUCAUGGACUCGUGCUCCACAUCGGAACACCGACUGGGAAAAGACUCCCCAUCCAACAAGCUGCUCUACGCUAAAGACAUCCCCAACUACAAGAGCUGGGUGGAACGGUACUACAGAGACAUUGCCAAAAUGCCAAGCAUUAGCGACCAGGACAUGGACGCCUACCUGGUGGAGCAGUCACGUCUUCAUGGCAAUGAGUUCAACACACUGAGCGCGCUCAGUGAGCUUUACUUCUACAUCAACAAGUACAAAGAGGAGGUUCUGACAGCCCUGGACCGCGACGCCUACUGUCGCAAACACAAACUGCGCCACAAACUGGAACAAGCCAUCAACUUGAUGUCAGGCAGCUGAGGAGGCAAAACCAAGACAUCUGCUUACUGGGGAGGAGGUCUGAUUUUUUUUAUUUUAUUUUUUUCCCUGAACUGCACCAAUCAAUAAAUCAAUUUGCUAUUUAUUUGCCAAGCGACGGGCUGGGACCCAAUCGUGGAAUUAGCCUCAAGAGCUAAACAGGGGCUUCAACAGAGCCUCAACGACGUGUAAAUAACCACAACUGAUAAAAUGAGUAACCAGGAAGUUAACAUCCAAUCACGCCACACCUCCUGACCGACCACAGCUGUGUCCCCUUUUCCCUCAUUGGUCAGCCACACUGGCCUCUGAUUGGCUGGGAGAACUCUUUAGUGUUUACUGCCCCACCCCAACCCCCUGACUACUCUGGACUGUACCACCUUGCGGAACAUUCCAGCGCCGGCCUCACCCCCUUUUCAGGACUCCAUGAUGCCAAUACUGUGCCCGGCGAGCAGUGCCAAGACCCGUAACCAAGACCGGAACAGACUCGGACCAAAGCCGAGAUCAAAGAUCAAAGCUGAAAUGGACUUAACUUCAAAUACCCUGUAAAGUAGAAUAAAAGAGACAAUACGAUGACAUUUACGCUUGGCAUCGAGGGGAAAUUCCUGAUUGGCUCUUCACCAGGAAGGAAGGAAAGCCACUACUGGACCAACGCCACUGUGUGUGUGUGUGUGUGUGUGUGUGUGUGUGUGUGUGUGUGUGUGUGUGUGUGUGUUUGUGUGAGAGGAAGCAACAGACUGAAAAAAACUACUUCAUGCUGUUGAGUCAGGUCUAAUUACCAAUAUCGGCAGCCUGAAAACGCUACUUCAUGCUGUUGGGUCAGGUCUAAUAACUGAAAUGAACAACCUAAAAAAUGUUAGCUAAUGCUGUUGGGUUAGGUCUUUAAUUACUGAACUUAGACCCCUAUCUCACUGGCAUAGACAUUGCCGAGACUGCCGAGACAGAUCAGUUGCGGCGACUCCGGGACCCGGGAGACCAAACUAUUGCUUGCACUCUCACCAGAAAGAUGUCUGGGAGACGUCUCCAGACACUGACAACCAAUUCACCUGGAUGUCGCUGAUAUAGGCCUAUAUAUUCGUUAAAUAAAUAUAUAAUGUAUAUUAUAUGUGUUUGUGUGUGUGAGUAUCUGUAUAUGCGUGCUCCGCACUCAGCCAGCGGAGCAUGGACACCGGGACAGUGCUGUAAUGACGAAAACAUGUUAACGUCCACGAAAUCCAAAAUAAUCGUUCUGAUAUUUAUAUAUAGGUUGACCUGGGCAUAGAUAGUGAUGUCCAUAUGCAUUUUGGUGACGAUUCCUCGCAGUUUUGGGACGUUACGCGAUGUUGAGCUUUUUCUAUAUAUGUGGGAAAAUCUGGAGGUUUAACAUCCAUAAAAUCCAAAAUACAAGGGCAAUCGUUCUGAUAUUUUCAGAGGUUGAAGUGGGCAUGUAGAGAUGUUUAUAUAAAAUUUGAUGACGAUUGCUCGAAGUUUUGUCACAUUAAGUGAUGUUAGCACCUUUUUACAUAUCGUGAGCAUAUGAGAACGUCCAUAAAAUCCAAAAUAUAGGGGCUGUUGUUGUGAUAUUUUCAGAGUUUGAAGUGGGCGUAGGUAGAGAUAUCCAUAUAAAUUUUGAUGACGAUUGCUCAGAUUUUAGUGACAUUAAGCUACAUAAAGUUUUUUCUCUAUAGUGAGGAUUUAGAGCAGUCGCCAAAAGGUGUCCAAUGAAAUCAAACGUUCGAUUUCACCGCAACUCCUUGACGACCCUGCUAGUCUACAGGAGACUCCAGGAGACGUCUCCGCAACAGUGGAGACUCGAGUCGCCAUCAGGUCGCCAACUAGUCUCCAGGCCAUUGAGAUUCGGGUCUUAACAGACUUAAAAUGCUAGUGGGGUAGCUGUGGGGUCAGGUCUAAUUACUGAAAUCACACACACACACACACACACGGGUAUUUAUUGAUGAUUUUAUUUGAUUUAAAUUAUUGUUUCCACGUUAUUUAUUGUGAGUGCCAACCAGUUAGGUGUUGAUGAACUUCCUGUUGAUGGCGAUGGUGGCAUUUCACGGGAAUGUCGGUCACACACACACGCUUAUACGCGCCACCUUGCAAAUGUUGUUUGUAGCGCCGCCCGCUAUCGAUGCGGGCCCAUCAGGUGACUUGUGUUUGACACCGAGAAGAGCGUCCGGUCAGCGUUGCAUCAGGACACCAAACCACGGGAAGUGGUCGACUCCGCUUGGACAAAACACUUGAUGACCAGGAUGUUUCUUCAUGAUGUCAUCAGAACAAAAAUAAGGAACGAAACAUGUUUAUUUGUGAAAACAUGUUUAAUAGCAUUGCCUUGUUUGAUUUUUACUUUGAAAUGUAACCAUGACCACCAUGUCCAUAUAAUAGCCUGUUUUUUUUUCUACAUCGCCAUUGCCUUUGUAUGACUUUGUAACAUCAUUACUAAAGU